GACGACAUUGGUGGACGGUAAGGUUAAGACAGUGAGUGUUGCUGGAUUCGGAGUUGCGAUUUGCGAUGAGAUGGAUCAUUUGUUGUAUGAGAUGAAAGAAUCAUUUAGUGAUAAUCAGAUUAGUCGUAGAGGUGUAGAGAUUAUGGGACUGAUUCGUGGUUUAAGUGAAUCCUAUGAUUUGGGGAUCAGAAACGUUGUGGUUUAUUGCGAUGACCAUUGGAUAUACCAAUCUAUAAUUGGUAGAGGGAAGACUAAGAAGAAGAUUGACCAUCUUGUGGAAGAAGCUCAAAGCAUUCUAGAAAAAAUGGCUUGUAUUGACACUAUUUUGGUUGCCCGGAACGAUGUUAAGUUUGCGUUUAGGCUAGCAAGAGAGGCCAUAGCUUCUCAAAGCAGCAGUGUUGAUGUGAAGGCAGAACAAGGAAGAGUUUGUGGUAUUUGUCUUGAAGAAACUGAUGAGGAGCGCAUGUUCUUUACCGACAAAUGCCUUCACCGUCAUUGCUAUUCUUGUGUGAAACAGCAUGUGGAAGUGAAGCUGCUUAGCGGAAUUGAGCCUACAUGCCUUGAGUAUGGAUGCAAGUUUGUGCUCACCCUUGAAAGCUGUAGCAAGGUUUUGACGGCAAAGCUGAUUGAUAUGUGGAAACAUAAGAUGAAAGAGGAUUCGGUUCCCGCUGCCGAAAAAAUCUAUUGUCCAUAUCCAAGCUGCUCAAUGCUGAUGUCCAAAACCGAGCUUUCUAGUCAUGAAGACGAGCAAUCCAAUGUCAGGUCAUGUAUCAAAUGUUGUGGACUCUUCUGCAUUGAUUGCAAAGUACCAUCGCAUACUGAUUUGUCGUGUGAGGAUUACAAGAAACUUCACCCUGACCCUCUAGUAGAUGACUUGAAGCUACAGUCUCUCGCAAACAACAAUAUGUGGCGACAAUGUGUCAAGUGUAGGCACUUGAUUGAACUUUCUUCUGGCUGCAACCACAUGACUUGCCGAUGUGGAUAUGAGUUUUGUUACCAAUGCGGGAUUGAAUGGAAGGAAGACCAAAAACUUGCCCGUCCGGUUGCCAAGGUAUUGGUUAUGAUGAAGAUGACGACGAUGAUGAUAAUGACUCAGAACAUUCUUGUGAAGAGGAUAUGUGUGAAUGCUACUUCGACGACGAGGGUAACCGCUGGCAUGACUUCGAAGAUUUUCUACGACAAUGCGCAGGAACAGACGCUGAUCAUUGAUCCUGAUGUGGUACAAGAGUAUGAAGAUUUUACCACUGAAGAAGUGAAUGAUGAUGAUGGAAAUGAUUAUGUUUGGGAUGACUACGAUGGUUUUAAUAAUUCUGGAGGUGAAGGAGGCUUCUUCGAUGAGGACUUUUACAGAGAUUAUUAUACUCUUUAAUAUCUCUUUUGGAUCAACAACAUUCCAUCUUUUUUUAUUUGGCAAUUUUUCUCUUUCUUUAUGAUAUUUAAUUUGAGAGCUUUAAGACUUUUAA
This is a messenger RNA of Capsella rubella, 1463 nucleotides long. Its product is annotated as ATP-dependent RNA helicase DEAH12, chloroplastic. Gene Ontology annotation, biological process: positive regulation of proteasomal ubiquitin-dependent protein catabolic process; ubiquitin-dependent protein catabolic process; protein polyubiquitination. Gene Ontology annotation, cellular component: ubiquitin ligase complex; cytoplasm. The record is from RefSeq and is a predicted model, not a curated record. Gene Ontology annotation, molecular function: nucleic acid binding; zinc ion binding; RNA-DNA hybrid ribonuclease activity. NCBI's taxonomy places the organism in Eukaryota, Viridiplantae, Streptophyta, Magnoliopsida, Brassicales, Brassicaceae.